AUGGGUUGGACGAUGUUGUUUUCCACCUCCUUUUUCUGUGCUGCUCACGGUCUCUCGGUGUAUCUUUCCCUCUACUGGUCCCAAUUAAGUCGUUUAUUCCCUCCUGAGUAUCAAUUCAACGUAGCGUUAUUCGUGGAAACUGGCCUACAUGCACUGUCAAAGAACAGGCCUAGGACGAGUGGGAGCCCGCCAACGUCCACAUCCACGUCCACGGCCUCAAUCCAGUCUAUAGAUGGUAUUACGAUAUCUUCUCGAUUGAUAGUCACUACUGGGUCUUCUUAUAGAGAUCAGUCACUCAAGUCCAAAAUCAAAGUUGAUAG
This is a messenger RNA of Acaulospora colombiana, 320 nucleotides long. The record is from the annotation of a GenBank genome assembly. Lineage: Eukaryota; Fungi; Glomeromycota; Glomeromycetes; Diversisporales; Acaulosporaceae.